Messenger RNA from Cordyceps fumosorosea ARSEF 2679, 2151 nucleotides. RefSeq lists its product as hypothetical. The coding region runs from base 1 to 2151 and encodes 716 amino acids. Gene Ontology annotation, biological process: regulation of DNA-templated transcription. Lineage: Eukaryota; Fungi; Ascomycota; Sordariomycetes; Hypocreales; Cordycipitaceae. The record is from RefSeq and is a predicted model, not a curated record. The transcript has a single exon. Gene Ontology annotation, molecular function: zinc ion binding; DNA-binding transcription factor activity, RNA polymerase II-specific.
AUGGGACGAAAGCCCAACCCUCUAAUACUCGAGUACUUUGUCCGCGGGGCCAAGCUCAACGACAACAGCAACCGCUACCAGCACACCUGCAAACGAUGCGGCGAGAAUUUUCCCAAGGGUCGGAUUGACAGCCUGACGACGCACAUUACGAAAAAAUGCCCCGCCAUUUCCGACUCGGAUCGCAUGCGGGCCUGCUUGGAGCUUCAUGGCCUUACCAGUGCCCGCGCCGCCGCCGCCGAACGACUGAAUAAUGGAAGUGGCCCCAGAGGUGCCCGCCCUGCUGCCUCCAGCGUCUUGCCGCAGGAAUGGAGCGCCUUGGAGACUCUGGCCGAGGCCUCGCGGCAGGUUGAUCUUAACGAGAACAAUCGUGUGCCGCCCAAAGGACAAGAGGCCCCCGGCUCCGCUGAUCCUGCGUUUGUCAAUGCGAGAUUCGAGUUACAAGAACAAUUCACCCUCGACAACCCACCCGCAGGCUACGAGGAUCGUGGUAAUGCCGUAGCCAAUGGCAAACGGACUACCAACGAGGCCGAGGCCGAGGCCGAGCCUGACCAAGCAAACGCUUCUAAGAUCGACUUUAGCUUGGAUGCUCCUCAGGUCUCGCCAACCGGCGUGGAAAUGUCCGCCGAGGAGAGACUGCAGGCGCUAUUACCUGCGACCGACUCCUCGCCGGACGCCUCCAACAUUUCCGUGGCCGUUGCAGCCGCAGCUCGCCUCAACCCGUCUUUCCUCGACCCCCAAUUAGUCGACAGCGAACCCUCUUCAAGCACGCCAUCCGCCCCCGAAGCCAAUAAUAUCAUUGAUGUUACGUCGCCUGUGGCCAACGACGCGACCGCCGCCCAGCCCUGGGGUGAAAUGACGUACCUCGCGGCCACUGCGGCUGUUCCGCUCCUCGCAGAGCACCAGACACCACCUGCGCCUCUCAACCGUGGCGGCAUACGCAUGGACACAAGCGACGCUUCCAUUCUCGGUAGACCUCGCCAUUCCCGAUCGCGGUUCACUCCGGCGCGCAGGAAGGAAGUCCAGGAGGUUCGGAAAAUCGGUGCCUGCAUUCGAUGCCGAAUCCUUCGCAAGAACUGCGGCAAGGGAAAUCCCUGCGAUACUUGUAGAAAGGUCCUCGCCCCACGCGUGUGGCGGACGGGUUGUGUUCGCACACGAUUGCAUGAACAGCUUGACCUCUACUCAGCUGGAGUUCAAGUGGUGCUGUCGCAGAACCGAAUUAAUCUCCUGAAAGAGCAACUACAACUGACCAACAACGGAAGUGUCAUUGAAGUCUCUCACUUCCCUGAAGCGGAGAAGCGCAUCGUUCUCGGCACCAUGGAGACACUCCUCGAGCCAAAUGAGAGCCAGGCGGAAGCUCGAAACAGCACAGAUCCAUUCCGACAAGCAAUCAUGAUUGAUCAAGAUACGGAGGAUAUCCCUAGUAAAAUUGAGUUAUAUAUGCGCGACGUCCUGCCGCUCUUCAUCGAACGAGAGCCCUCAAAAUUCACUCGCAUCACGCUCGAGACUGCCCUGGAGCAGCAAGCCCUGGAGGAGGACGAGCUCCUGAGCAAGGCGCUAGAGCUCUGGGGUCUUGUCGAGAGCAUCGACCGCGAGCGGCAGUGGACGAUCCUGGAGCGUCCCGCCGAGCAGGACGCUGAGGCUCGCUGGAUCAGCGAGGCGCAGCACGAAAACGACGCCGACAUCUACACCAUGAUCUGCAUGCAGCUCAACGCCGCGGCGGAGCGCAAGGCCAACAGCACCUCCAAGGCGCUGCUCAACCACAUGGACCGCCUGCUGACCGACAGCAAGACCAGGGUCGGCUUCCGCAUGUUCCUGACCGCGCUCGUCUUCCUCAACUGCGUCGAGAAGUCCACCUGGGCCUUCAAGGCCUGGGAGCAGGACCAUCUGCGCGGCGGCUGGCCGCUCGAGCGCGACCCCAGCGUCUUCGCCCAGCAGGGCGGUAACCUCGCCGGCUUGCUCAAGAUGCUGCUCGCCAUCCGCAAGGCCCUCCCGCAGACCCGGCGCGACGAGAAUGGGAAGCUGGCCGCCGCCCAGAACUCGGACCCGGCGGUCACGGCCUACUUUGAAAAACUUGAUCUAGAAUGCAAGGCUUCCCCAAAGCUCCCUGUUCUUCUCGAACCCUCAAAACUUGGCAAAAUGGUCUUGUACUGA